This is a messenger RNA of Poecilia latipinna (sailfin molly), 1101 nucleotides long. RefSeq names its product SEC22 homolog B, vesicle trafficking protein a (gene sec22ba). NCBI's taxonomy places the organism in Eukaryota, Metazoa, Chordata, Actinopteri, Cyprinodontiformes, Poeciliidae. Gene Ontology annotation, molecular function: SNAP receptor activity. The transcript is spliced from 5 exons. Bases 22 to 669 code for a protein of 215 amino acids. The record is from RefSeq and is a predicted model, not a curated record. Gene Ontology annotation, biological process: retrograde vesicle-mediated transport, Golgi to endoplasmic reticulum; endoplasmic reticulum to Golgi vesicle-mediated transport. Gene Ontology annotation, cellular component: membrane.
UGAGCGUCCACAUCUGUCGGCAUGAUCUUCCUCACGGUAAUCGCUCGGCUGGCGGACGGUCUGCCGCUGGCUGCGUCCAUCCAGGAAGAUGAACAGUUAGGAAGAGACCUCCAGCAUUACCAGAGUCAGGCCAAGCAGCUACUCCGAAAACUCGACGCUCAGAGCCCAGACCGCUGCAUGCUGGAGGCUGGGAACGUGAACUUCUGUUACUUCAUAUCCCAGGGUGUUUGCUGCCUGUGUCUCUGUGAUGCCUCUUUCCCUAAAAAGAUGGCUUUUGGGUACCUAGAGGACCUCCACAAUGAAUUCUGUGAGCAGUACGGAAAGAGAGUCCCCACGGUGACAAGGCCAUACUCCUUCAUAGAGUUUGAUACGUAUAUCCAGAAAACAAAGAAGUCAUACAUUGACAGCAGGGCUCGGAGGAACCUGAGCAGCGUCAGCACGGAGCUGCAGGACGUCCAGAGAAUCAUGGUGGCAAAUAUCGAGGAAGUCCUGCAGAGAGGAGAAGCUCUUUCCGCUUUGGACACCAAGGCCAGCAACCUGCGCAGCCAGGCCGAGAAGUACCGCAGCGACGCCAGAUUCCUCAACACUCGCUCCACCUACGCUAAAGUCGCUGCCGUGGUUUUGGUCUUCGUCACGGUGAUCAUCUAUGUGCGCUUUUGGUGGCUUUGAUGAUUAAACAAAGACUCUGAAAAGGGGGGAAAGUUUCCCCUCUCUCUGUGGUGAAGGAAGACCUUUCUUCUCUGCUGUAGCUUUAGGUUUUGUAUUCUGUGAAACCAGAGCUGUCAGUGUUUAGUUGGACUUUUCUUUUGUACGGAGACAAAUGUUCUACAGUGGGCCGUUGUGGUUGUUUACACAGGCAGAUGUUUGCACAAUGGAGGUGGAGCUUCUCUGAGUUACACGACAGAAGAAGAAGAAGCAGAUUCCAGAUAAUAUGUUGACACUGUGAGGAAAACACUCUGGUUUAUUUAUAUUGUUUUAAAAAAUUAAAAGAUUUAGCAAACUAUCAUGUAUGGUGACAUCAUGAGCAGUCUCUCUGGGUUUAACUGUUUAUCGUAAAAAGCAGGUAUAUUCUAAAGCAGUAAAAAAACAAAAAAAAAACAA